UUUAGAAGAUUUCUUGUGAACAAAUCUGUGGACCCCGUAGUUUGGUUAUUAGAGAAAGAAAAAACGGUUGAGAAGUUGCGGUACUAACAUUAUAGUUAAUCGAUUGUUUAAUCGGCUUUUUCAGGUUGGCAAUGGGGACAAGAGUAUAUAUUGGUCGCUUAAGCCAUGACUGCCGAGAAAGAGAUAUUGAAAAAUUUUUUAAAGGUUAUGGAAGGAUACGUGAGAUUCUGAUUAAAAAUGGCUUUGGUUUUGUGGAGUUUGAGGAUUAUCGUGAUGCUGAUGAUGCUGUUUAUGAACUUAAUGGAAAAGAACUGUUAGGGGAACGAGUUUCUGUUGAAAAAGCCCGGGGUCAGCCUCGCGGAAGUGACCUCUGGUCCUCUAGAAGUCGGAGUAGGAGGGCACCUCCGCGCUGGCAGGCAGGACGAAACAAUCGUAGUUACAAUCCAAGGUAUGGCCCACCUACUAGAACAGAAAAUCGUGUAAUUGUUGAAAAUCUCAGUAGCCGUGUAAGUUGGCAGGAUCUUAAGGAUUACAUGAGACAGGCAGGAGAGGUAACCUAUGCUGAUGCUCAUAAGCAAAGAAAAAAUGAAGGCGUUGUGGAGUUUGCAACAUUUUCAGACAUGAAAAAUGCCUUAGAGAAGUUGGAUAGUACAGAGUUAAAUGGCAGAAAAAUCAGAUUGUCUGAAGACAGAUCAAAGAAACGAAGAUCCAGGACAAAGUCUCGUUCAAGAAGUCGAAGCAGAACACCAUCCAAAAGUCGUAGCCGUAGUAAGUCUCGCUCUAAGUCCAGGUCUCGUUCUCGCUCAAAGUCUGCUUCACGAAGCUCUAAAAAUUCUCGCAGUAGAUCCAGGAGCAAAUCCAAGUCAAACUCUCCUUCCCGGUCACCGAAAGAGAACUCACCUCCAGCAGAGGAUACUGAAAGGGAUUAAACUUACAAUGUACAUACCAUACAUGUGGAUUGAUAUGAAUAAUUUGUACAGUCUUCUUUUUGUUUGUUUGUUGUACUUGUUGGUAUUCAUACAAUCAAGAUGAAUUAUGAAAUAUGAGCUUCUUAUUCAGUAUAUCUUUCGCACGUGCUCAUCACCAGCAGAUUAUUUUUCUUUCGGUUUAGUUGGAAUAGUAUCCAUCUUGGUAUUUUUGUUUGUGUGUCACUUGUCUGUUCUUUAAAAAUUAAAACAUAUCUGUUACAUUUCACUAGAGUAUGAAAAGGUUCAGGCUUUACUUGUCCUGUAGCUAAAGUUAGUUAGCAUUUCUAAAAUCUAGGUAGUAGCUUCAUUAAAGUGAAAUUUCAGAGUCAAAUUGUAAUGUCAAAUAAAGUUUACAUCCUAUUGUAA
This is a messenger RNA of Limulus polyphemus (Atlantic horseshoe crab), 1334 nucleotides long. RefSeq names its product serine/arginine-rich splicing factor 4-like. Gene Ontology annotation, cellular component: cytoplasm; ribonucleoprotein complex; nucleus. The transcript has 8 exons. The record is from RefSeq and is a predicted model, not a curated record. Bases 132 to 929 code for a protein of 265 amino acids. NCBI's taxonomy places the organism in Eukaryota, Metazoa, Arthropoda, Merostomata, Xiphosura, Limulidae. Gene Ontology annotation, molecular function: mRNA binding. Gene Ontology annotation, biological process: alternative mRNA splicing, via spliceosome; mRNA splice site recognition.